Peronospora belbahrii is the source of this 444-nucleotide messenger RNA. The record is from the annotation of a GenBank genome assembly. NCBI's taxonomy places the organism in Eukaryota, Oomycota, Peronosporomycetes, Peronosporales, Peronosporaceae.
AUGGUGCGGUUUUUGUUCUUUCAGGUUGGCGCAGUGUUGGCGCUAGUCGCAGGCAGCAAUGCUAAGAAACUUCGUCGUGGAACACGGGCCCCCGAUGUUAACGGCGAACCGUUCACGGACGCUGGCAUAGUUACGGACGCUACAAAAAUCACUCAACUCAUUAUAGCCGGCGACAAGUUGAUCGAAGGCAUCGGCUUCGUAGCUGAUAUUUCGGGAAAGGGACUGAUCACUCUGAUGGCGGCGAGACACAAAAAGAAAGGUCUGCGUGUUUUUGCCUUGUACUUUGUUACCAACCAAAACAACAAUUACACGUUUGGAAAGCGUACCAAAGAACAUACGCUGUACAAUGCGCCUGAGAAGGGUGUCAGACUCACUGGCAUUGAUGGUACAGCGGGGAAUGAGAUCGACGAGUUGGGUCUGAUCUGGGGAAAACCUACUAAGUAA